Messenger RNA from Trichoderma citrinoviride, 759 nucleotides. RefSeq names its product Methylthioribulose-1-phosphate dehydratase. Gene Ontology annotation, cellular component: cytoplasm. Gene Ontology annotation, molecular function: metal ion binding; methylthioribulose 1-phosphate dehydratase activity. Lineage: Eukaryota; Fungi; Ascomycota; Sordariomycetes; Hypocreales; Hypocreaceae. The record is from RefSeq and is a predicted model, not a curated record. The transcript is spliced from 3 exons. Bases 1 to 759 code for a protein of 252 amino acids.
AUGGCCGCUCCCAUCGAGGACCCCGACCAGCUCAUCACGUCUUCGGACCCGGAGCACCCUGCCAACCUCAUCCCUUCGCUGUGCGCCAAGUUCUGGACCUUGGGAUGGGUUACGGGCACUGGCGGAGGAUGUUCGAUUAGAGACGACAACCUCGUCUACCUCGCCCCCUCGGGCGUCCAAAAGGAACUCAUGAAGCCAACCGACAUCUACGUCCUCUCCCUCAAGGACCAAGACCCCUCCAACCGCCACCAGCAAGCCCAGCGGACCUACCUCCGCUCCCCGCCCGUCUACAAGCCCUCCCAGUGCACGCCCCUCUUCCUCGCCGCCUUCACCCGCCGCAACGCCGGCUGCUGCAUCCACACCCACUCCCACUGGGCCGUCCUCGUCACCCUCCUGCUCGAGGCCAGGGGGAGCUCCGUCUUCGAGAUCAACAACAUUGAGCAGAUCAAGGGCUUCGGCAGGGGCUUCCAGAAGACGGGCAACUUGGGCUACCACGAUACGCUGCGGAUCCCGGUCAUUGAGAAUACGCCGCACGAGGAGGACUUGACCGAGUAUCUGGAGGAGGCCAUGGACGAGUUCCCGGAUACGUAUGCUGUGCUGGUGAGGAGGCAUGGGGUGUAUGUGUGGGGGGACAAUGUGCACAAGGCGAAGACGCAGUGCGAGAGUCUCGACUAUCUCUUCCAGCUGGCGGUUGAGAUGCACCAGCUGGGUCUCCCUUGGAUCAGCAACAUCCCCCAGAUUGCGCCGCAGAGGACAUGA